AUGGAAUAUCCUCGUUCUACCACGGCCAACACCACGGCCACAGCCACGCCCAUGCGCCCUGGCACUCCCGACUCUGCCGAGCCCUAUGGCGAUUCCAUCACUCCGCUGCCUCGCCAGCAGAACCCCUUUGCCUCGCCCUUGACCUCUCGCCCGGCUUCUACCACGGGCUCCAUGGUCGGGCCGCGCGUGCCUGGCGCUGGCCCCAACUACUUCCACUCCCGCCGUGUCAAGCGUGGUGAGGCCGAGAGACCCUGGACGAAGAAGAAGGACCCCAAGGAGAAGUGGGUGACCAUCCUCCCCCUUAUCGGUAUCCUCAUCGGUCUCGGUAUUUCCGGAUUUUUGAUCUGGGAUGGUCUCCGCACCGUCGUCAAGCACAAUUACUGUCUCUUGCUGGACGAAGAUUGGUCAGAAGGUUUCAAUGACAAGGUCUGGACCAAGGAGGUCGAGGUUGGCGGUUUUGGUAACGGUCAAUUCGAGAUGACUACCAACACUGAUGAAAACGCCUACAUUGAGAAUGGAAAGCUCGUCAUCAAGCCCACUCUUCAGGACGCAAAGUUGAUUGAAACCAACAACAUCAUCAACCUGCUUACUGACAAGAGCUGCUCGUCUGAUAUUUGGUCCAACUGCGUCACUUCCACCAACGUCACCAACGGUACCAUUGUCAACCCGGUCAAGUCUGCCCGUAUCAAUUCCAAGAAGGGUGCAGUUAUCAAGUACGGUCGUAUUGAGGUCAAGGCCCAGCUUCCUGCCGGCGACUGGCUCUGGCCCGCCAUUUGGAUGUUGCCUGUCGACAGCGUCUACGGCGAGUGGCCACAGUCCGGUGAAAUUGACAUUGUCGAGUCCCGCGGUAACAACUACACCUAUUCCCAGGGUGGUAACAACAUUGUCAGCAGCGCUUUGCACUGGGGUCCCAACACCGCCAACGACGCUUGGUGGCGGACCAACGUCAAGCGCGAGGCUCUGCACACAACCUACGCCAAGAAGGCGCACACUUUUGGUCUCGAGUGGAGUGAAAAGUACCUCUUCACCUACAUUGACACCCGCCUGCUCCAGGUUCUCUACACCAAGUUUGAUGAGCCUCUCUGGAAGCGUGGUAACUUCCCGAUUGCCGACAGCAACGGCACUCGUCUUAGCGAUCCCUGGAGCCAAACUGGUAACGACGCUACUCCCUUUGACCAGGACUUUUACCUCAUUAUGAACGUUGCCGUCGGCGGCACCAACGGCUGGUUCAAGGAUGGUUCCAGUGGCAAGCCUUGGGUUGAUGGCUCUGCCACCGCCAAGAAGGACUUCUGGAAUGCCCGUGACCAGUGGAUGCCCACUUGGGAAAAGGACGGCCAGAUGUUGGUCGAGAGCGUCAAGAUUUGGCAGCAGCAGGGCUACAAUGGCUGCUAG
Xylona heveae TC161 is the source of this 1392-nucleotide messenger RNA. Its product is annotated as glycoside hydrolase family 16 protein. Bases 1 to 1392 code for a protein of 463 amino acids. Gene Ontology annotation, molecular function: hydrolase activity, hydrolyzing O-glycosyl compounds. The record is from RefSeq and is a predicted model, not a curated record. Gene Ontology annotation, biological process: carbohydrate metabolic process. Lineage: Eukaryota; Fungi; Ascomycota; Xylonomycetes; Xylonales; Xylonaceae. The transcript has 2 exons.